GUGUGAGUGAGUGAGCGCCGGUACGCGAAUGAACGACUGUGUGACGGCUCCGUCCGCUUGCUUCUGCCUGAAUGUAUGCGAUGUGUGCGUAGUCUCUGUCGGUUGUGUGGACUCCGUGAGCCAGCCCGCGCCUGUUUGUAUUUCCUCCUCUCCAGAGUGCCCCGGUAGACUUCAGCUGGCACGGGCCGCUCUGGUGUCAGUUCGUACCAAGACCACGCGGGAGAUAGUCGCGUCUCGUGUUGAAACAGAAGCAAACCAUAAUAACAACGGUAGCUGUAACAGCUUGUCGUUGCCGCCUUCGUCAUUGUAGUAUCACUAGUAACUGUAGUCAUCGAAAAAAACCUGCUAAUCACCGUGUGUGCCACAAAGGAUAUAUGCAUUCAUUCUACGUGCGCAGUCAGCCUGCGUGUCUACCUAUGUACAUAGAGCAAAACAGUACAUCGACAAAUGUGUGUGCGUGAAUGUUUGUUCAGUUCUGUUAGCGCAACGCCUUGUGAACGUGACCCUUAUUACUCUUGGAUAUUUUGAACGUCAUGAGGACCAUGCCCUGCCGUGCUAUGUGGUGACUGCGCGAAUUGAGGACUUUAACCUCCCCCUAUUCGUAUGCGAGUAUAAUAUAUAUAUAUACAUAUACAUAUACAUAUACAUAUAUAUAUAUAUAUAUAUAUAUAUAUACACAUAUUCUGGUUAUCGUCACCGAACGGUAUCUCGCGCUCAAAAUGAUGACCAUACCUAGUGUUGUCGGUUGCUUAUCUGCUGUGAUCUUCGUCACCGCCAGCUUUCUACAAAGCGCGAUAGCAAGUGGCGUCUUUCAAUUAAAGGUCGAAAGCUUGAACAUGACAAAGGAGCUCAGUCGUCAGGAUGUUCUCCGGCUAAGAAUAUGUUGGAGCCACUUCCAGAGAGAGAUCAAUGCUGAUAACAUGACGUGUACGUACGGCGAGUCCAUUAGCGCACCUCUGAGUCUGCCGUACCCAGCCAACUCAUUCGAGGUGUCGAUGCCGUUCGACUUCGGCUGGCCGGGCACCUUUGCGCUUGUCGUCGAAGCUUGGCUUGAAUCUAAAGUGCCCACCUCAGCACCAGCGUUGCGUCUGACAUCAUCCCAGUUCCUUGCCAUCAGCCAGGAAUGGUCGAAGCCUGACCUCGCUCGGUCCCCCGUAAAAAUUGCCUUCCGCGCCGUCUGCUCUGCUCACUACUAUGGUAUCGCCUGUGAUCGCCUGUGUCGUCCCCGUAACGACCGCUUCGGCCACUACGAAUGCGACGAGGAGGGCAACAAGGUCUGCACUCGCGGCUGGGCCGGUGAAUAUUGUGAUAAACCGGUAUGCAGACCUGGAUGCAAAGGCUCGUGCAGCAAGCCGUUCGGCUGCGACUGCCACUUCGGUUAUGAGGGCGCUAUGUGUGACCAAUGUGUUCGCUUUCCCGGAUGCAAGCACGGUAGCUGUAACCAGCCGUGGCAAUGCAACUGCGACGAAGGAUGGGGCGGGAUGUUGUGCAAUCGUGAUCUCAACUUUUGUACUAAUAACGCCCCGUGCCGGAACGGUGGAACCUGCCUAAACUCGGGUGAUGGUCGUUAUACCUGCAAAUGCCCAAUCGGUUUCGGUGGAAAGAACUGCGAGCAGGUGAUCAAAGGGUGCGCGGCUCUACCUUGCAUGAAUGGUGGAACCUGCAAGGAAGUGUCGAACACAACCGACUACAGCUGCCGCUGUCGUGAAGGCUUUUUCGGUGUCCACUGUGAAUUUCGUAAUGAGACAUGCGACACGAAGAAAUGCGAAAAUAGCGCAACAUGCCGAAACACCAUCUCAGGUCCCCAGUGCAUCUGUCCGCAAGGCUUCGAUGGUCCUAAUUGCGAGCACAAGAUUAAUCCAUGUGACGGUAAUCCCUGCAUGAAUGGUGGACGGUGCACAAAUGGCGAAAAACCAUAUGCCGAUGCCCCAUUCCGUUGUACUUGCCCCGAAGGAUUUUAUGGGCACCGAUGCGAGAUCCGUGACCAUUGCCAGCCAAACCCGUGCUCAAAUGGUGCCACCUGCCAAAGUCACGGUGAUGGCUUCAAGUGCUUCUGCCGAAAGGGCUUCACGGGAGCCAACUGCACAGUUCAAGUUGACCACUGCGUCCUCAAGCCCUGCGCAAACGGAGGCACCUGCUUUUCACGACAAAACGACUUCGAAUGCGCGUGUCCAUCAGGUUUCAGCGGGAAGGAUUGCUCAUUGAACGUGGAUGAGUGCAAGCCGAACCCUUGCAAGAAUGGAGGCCAAUGCACGGACCUCAUCGACGGCUAUAAAUGUACUUGCAAACCGUCAUUCACCGGAGCCAAUUGUGAAUACAGUAUGUCUUACAAAUACGGAGCGUAUGGUUCCAAGUUGAAGCAGAUCCCCGAGGCCGAUGUGGUGACCGCCGCCCAGAAGGCAACCAUUCUGACGCUUGGGAUCCUGCUCGUCAUUUCGAUUGCACUUGGAGCUGUUGCCUAUUAUCGCAAGUACCGACCGAAUCAAGUGGCCAUGCGACAGAACAAAGAGAACUCGGCACGGGCAGCGGCUAUGAUGAACAACUCAAUCUAUCGAUCCGGUGGAAGGAGCGACUCGCUUAUGAGGAACUCGUUGCGACCUGGUGAUGUUGGUUCCCUACGCUAUAGCAUGACGCCCGGCCUAAUCGCUGAUCCCUGCGGUGCAUUUGUACGACCUCAGCCCAAACUUCCUUCACCAGCCAUCAAAAUUAAUGACGAAUUGAAGAACAACAACAAGACGUUACCAAGGCUUGGCACUGACGCGCACGUGUACGCUACUGUUCACGACUACGUCGAUGGGGUCGAGCCGCAGUUCUCACGGUACUCGGUCGUCCGAGGCAGUGGGCUGUACUCAAAUAAUAACAAUAACAAAGUGUUAAACACGAGACAAGAAGAGAACCAUUAUGAGAAUGUGAAGAAAGCAAACCCCUCAAGUGGAGACCUCAAAGCCGACCUCAAGGCAAAAACAGGGGGUUGCCAGAGCAACAAAUCAGCGAAUUUUGUCUGCUCAGCACCUCUGAAGAACAACAAUAACACAAAUCAUAACAACAAUAACAACAACAACCACAUCAGUAAUAAUACUAGCUGUAACAACAGUAGCAGUCACCACGCCGUCCAUAAUACGAGCAGCAGCAAGAUUUGCAACGAGAAAAGCGCCGGGGCAAAUUCGAGCAAGCUCAGUACACAAGUAUAGGCCACCUCUGGCUUCGCCAUUCCCCGAAGCGCCAUGGAUACGCACAUGAUUGGCACCAUUAUCACUAUCGUGUGUAUCGUUAGGGGCCUUUAUACCUGUUUCUGUUAGAUGAUGAAUUCGCUAUGAUCUCUUUGCGCCUACCUGCCUACAUUCGUGUAAUGUGUUUAUUUGCCUGGCGCGUUGGUGCAGUUGUUGCAGCACAGCCACACAAUAUUGGCUGUUUGCUACAGAUUGCUGUUGUUGUUCGGCACUACUGCUGUCUUCUGUUAAUAUUCUUGUUGUUGUAAUCAGAGAGAGAGAGAGAGAGAGAGAGAGAUAGGGAGAUCGAGAUAGAGGGAGAGGGAGAUCGAGAUAGAGGGAGAGGGAGAGAAAUUAAAAUGGUGGACUAGUACUACAAUCAAUAGUUAUGUAGACUAGCUAUACAGGCGUUGUAUAAUUGCGACACAAACAGAAGAUGCAUUACACAUUGUAAAUAAUUGCUGUUGAAAAGUUGUUGUUAAAACUAAAGUAGUAAACGGUGCAGUAACAUAUGCGAGAACCCGGCGGGAUCACGGGGGAGAAGACACAUAGUUAGGGAUAGCUCGGGCAGCUUAAAAGAUAAACGAAGCGGAACAACGAAAAAGGGCCAAAUAAUAAACACAAUACAGCAUAAUGGGAAAAACGAAUUGUGAAGACGCUUGUGAUGUUCGGCGUAUGGCGUAGUUGAGAUUGGCUGAUUGAGUUACAAAUUAAUUAACUAUUACAUAGUAAAUAGCGAUUGCCAAUUUCGACCACGUACAUCGCGUCUAUCUCAUGUAAAUAAUAUCAAAGCGGAUCGAACUAUAUGAUGAUGAUUAUAUUGACAAUAAUCUUAAUUAAUUAUAAUUAUUAUAUUAUUUGAAAAACGUAAUAAUUGUAGAAAACGGAACAAAGCGAGAGGAUUAUUUAUUUUUAAGAAACCAAAAAC
Messenger RNA from Varroa destructor (honeybee mite), 4137 nucleotides. RefSeq lists its product as uncharacterized. Gene Ontology annotation, cellular component: membrane. Gene Ontology annotation, biological process: cell communication. The record is from RefSeq and is a predicted model, not a curated record. NCBI's taxonomy places the organism in Eukaryota, Metazoa, Arthropoda, Arachnida, Mesostigmata, Varroidae. Gene Ontology annotation, molecular function: calcium ion binding.